ACUCUCAAUCUGCCGAGUUCGCAGAGCCGCAAAAACCACUUCACCGAAGUCUCAAGCGAUAAGAUGAUGCCUUGUCCUUUUGUCCUUUUCCGGACAAGAGGGAAAUAUGCGAUGCAUAUAUUGCAGAUAUUUAUUAGGGCCCGUCACCCACUGGGUAUCAUGCGCCUAUUGACGAAUCUAACGCUCCUUUCCUUCACAAUCCUUCACUAUGACUACACCGGCUCGCUUAGAAGAGGGCCAUGAAAUGAAUAGGAUCCCCGGUAGCAGUGAUGCUAAUGAAGGUCCUGCAGAGCCUAGAACUAGGAACAACAACGCCGGGCAUGAAAACUUUCGUGGAGACUCUGACUUUAUUGAUGAUGCGCCUGCAGGCUGGCCUUCUAUUGCCGCUACUCAGUUAUACUAUCCCAACUUCAGUAUUCAUCGACGUUUCUCCUACCUUCUACAUCGGGUCCUCAUAGAUCAGGAAACGAAGCUCGCGUAUCUCGAGAAUGAACUAGAAAAGCUCGAUAAAAAAGACAAGGAAAACGAUGCCGACAGAUUGAAUUCUCUGCCUUUCGAUCCGGAAACGUUACUUGCCAGCCACACUCCAGCUCAGGCUCAAUAUCAACCUACUUCUAUCCAAACAUCCCCGACAACAUCGAAAGCAGGAAAGGAGCAAAAGAAGACGAACGAGGAUAACCGAUGGGACGACAAAGACCUCAUCCUGGAAUCCGCAAUAUCGAGAUUGAAGAAUUAUCAUGAGCUACUCCUUCUCGGUAAAGAAACGCAGAACCUGCCACGUAUCUCUAGAAGAGAGCAUAGGGCAUUCUAUGACGAGGUGGAGAGCCGUCAUACGCUUUUUGAUGCAUCAGCAUACCAGUUCCUAUAUCCAAACGAUGACUUCGUUACUACAAAUACCGACCGUGUGCACCACUACUUUGAAAGAUUAAUAUACGGGGACACACCCAUCAAGAAACUCAUCAAGGGGAUCUUUGGGCGAACGGACGAGAACUUUAACCUCGAAAUUGACAACCGGAUUUUAGUCGUUGCCUUCAAGGUCCUCGUAGUAUUCACGAGCGGAUUACUACUGCUUUCUCCAGUUGCUAUACUUCUCCUUGUGAACCUAUCUAGGAGCCUUUCAUUCGUAGUCGUGGUUGUUUUCAGUUUUGCAUUUGUAGCUGCCUUGACCUGUUUGAAGUCUAAUUGGGACACAAUCCUCGUCGGCCUAAGCGCAUAUAUGGCGGUACUCGUCACAUUCCUAUCGAACCUGGAGCAGGGAAAGACUUAACCUCUUUUUGAAUGAUGAUGAGGCGGGUGCUUGAUAAACAAACGAGACACUCUUUUAAAUAAAAUCCAUCUUGGAUUUCACAUUCUACAUUUCCUACCAUACUACUGCCUGUGCUCCUCUGUGAUAUAUAUAUAACCUAUUAGAUCUUUAUAUUUAUUAUAUUUAUUAUAUUUCCGGGUUCGGCAUAUGGUGUAAGGUACGGAUUCCUGUUAAAACUAUUUUUAGGUGCUACACAAAGCAGCUAUGGAGUAAAAAGGUAGAUACUUAACUAAGAUAUUCCAUGUAAAGACCUAUAAAGUGGUUGUAAAGUGGUUGUUAGUUGUAUGUAACGGCUUCGUGUUAAGGGGGUAGAUCUGUUUUCUGUCAAAUGCGUAAUUCGGGCCAAUCACAUAUUACACAUAUAUUUCUUACCCUACGUAUAAACAUUGAUCUGAUUUAAUCAAACACCAGCUUUACAGACGGCUCUAAGCGCUUAUCCAGUCCGUAUACCUGGCUUUUGUCGCGUAAUCCGAGAGACUCGUAACCAUCUCUGCAAAGUUUCGGACGAAAAAACAUCCUAUAAAGAAAGUCGAAUUACUUCAAAAUGUUAGAGUUAAU
Molecule: messenger RNA, 1864 nt
Organism: Daldinia decipiens
Lineage: Eukaryota; Fungi; Ascomycota; Sordariomycetes; Xylariales; Hypoxylaceae
Exons: 5
Coding region: 209-1267 (352 amino acids)
Source: RefSeq, a predicted model, not a curated record